AUGUCCGAUUUGUUGCAGUGGAAGUUGAAAGGUACUAACGUACCUUUUACCACUUCCAGGCUUGUAAAAUUACCGUGCUCGGUGAAGGUUGCUCAGCAGAAACUCAAAGAAGAAUGUGGACUGCAACAUGUAUCGGCAGUGGAUUUCGUACUGUAUCUAGCACAAGAUGAGUCCGCUGUUUUACCCGAGAGUUAUGUGCUAGAUGGUAAGUGUGAUGUCCUUGUAGCUCGAUGCAAGGCUUCUGAGGCAAGGGAACUAUUGGACGCUGCGGAGCAGCAAUUCAAGUCGUCGAAUUCUAAUAUCGCAACCAAGAAUGGAUUUAUAUGUGAAGCUACAAUAUCACCAACUACCACACCAAAAUCAUUAACUGGGUCGGAACCUGUAUCUGGUCAUUCGGAUUCUUCUUCAUCAUAUGAUGAGUCACCUGAUAGUUCUAUACAGCAACCGAUGGAAUCUCAACAUUAUGCCGCUUCAGCAGACACUAUGAGGGCUGUACAACCAGGAAAGAUUAGUGACUCGGGCAAGUCUGUCGCUGGCGACUCUCCUACUGACGUACCUAAUGAGUAUGAUGAAGUGGAUGAUGAGGAGCCUGCAUCAUAUUCGGAUGAAGGUAGCGAAUCUGAUGAAGAUAGUAGAAUUCAAGCUAUAAUGCAAGAGCGUGAUUUAUACGGUGGUGAAACUGCUGAUUCGUUAUCUCGAAGGUACUAUCGCAAUAGGAAGCUUGAGCCAUCUGAGACGGAGGCACGUGUAGCAGCUGUGGUAUCCAAAGUGACACGACCGCAGGCUGUGGUUCGAGGGUAUUUCGAUACAUCUAGCGAUGUUGUAACGGUGGACGAGAAUUACAUUUGCCACAUGUGUGGACAACGUGGACAUCAUAUUAAAAACUGCUCACUACAAGAAGGCAAGCGACAACAUAAAAAGAUACGACCUGCUACGGGUAUACCUGUAGAUUUCUUGCAGGUUAUCAAUGAAGAUGAUAUCACGAUUUACGAUGAGGUCUACCAAUUAAAAACUGGUGAAUUUGCUGUAAUGAAGGAUAUGUCUAAGGUGUCUGGCGGUGCAUUUUUCACAAAAUCGGCAGAUCAACGCAUCCAAAACCAAUUAGGUUUGACCGAGAUUGAAUCUAAGAAUAUGGUUCGUGGAUUACGUUGCAAUAUAUGCGACAACUUCUUUAACGACCCUGUUACAACACUAUGUUGUGGAGAAUCGUUCUGUUUGGAUUGCAUUAUUGAUCGUUCUGGAGGCCGUGUAAAAGUACAACUGAGCAAGUUGUACAACUGCCCGAAAUGUCAUAACGACAUUCGUUUUACCGAUAUACAGGUAAAUAGCAACCUCAAGGGUACUAUCGAGGCAUUGGUAUUGCGUAAAGAAGAUAUGUUGAAAUCUCAAUCCACAUCAGAAGAAACUAAACGACCUUUUGAUGCCUGUAACUUUCGAGUGGAUCUCUCUUUUCUCAAAAGGCAAAAGGAGAUCACAUUGGCGUAUCUCGCCAACAAUCGUCGAUAA
Babesia sp. Xinjiang is the source of this 1506-nucleotide messenger RNA. RefSeq names its product E3 ubiquitin-protein ligase RBBP6. Lineage: Eukaryota; Apicomplexa; Aconoidasida; Piroplasmida; Babesiidae. The coding region runs from base 1 to 1506 and encodes 501 amino acids. Gene Ontology annotation, biological process: protein monoubiquitination; DNA damage tolerance. Gene Ontology annotation, molecular function: single-stranded DNA binding; ubiquitin protein ligase activity; zinc ion binding. The transcript is spliced from 3 exons. The record is from RefSeq and is a predicted model, not a curated record.